AUAUUUACAUGUCACAUUUUGCGGCAUAACUGUCGUAAAUCCAGACAACAUGGCCGGCGCACGACUUUCUGUUUCGGUGUCCAGGCUGUUUAGAAGAUUGGAGCCGCUUUUCUCGUCCCGCCACUACUGUAGCCUCGCCAGUCCGUGUGCGGUCUCCUACAGUCAGUACGGAGAGCCUAGCAAAGUCCUCAGAUUCCUGACAGAUGUAGAUGUACCUGAUGUCCGGGAUGACCAGGUGUCAGUCAGGAUGCUGGCAGCACCCAUCAACCCAGCUGAUAUCAACAUGAUACAAGGAGUGUACCCGAUCAAACCCCCCCUCCCAGCAGUAGGGGGUAAUGAGGGGGUAGGAGAGGUGGUGUCCGUUGGUUUACAGGUGUCAGACUUACAGCCAGGAGACUGGGUCAUCCCAGCAGACUCAGGCUGGGGAACAUGGAGAACUCAUGCAGUCUGUCCAGCCUCGGAGCUGCGGAAAAUCCCCAACGACAUUCCGCUGGAGGCAGCAGCGACCCUAGCGGUGAACCCAUGUACUGCAUACAGGAUGCUGUCAGACUUUCAACACUUACAGCCUGGAGACACAAUAGUGCAGAAUGGAGCUAACAGUGGAGUGGGACAGGCUGUCAUUCAGAUAGCAGCAGCUAGGGGGCUGGUCACCAUCAAUGUAGUUAGGAACAGGCCUGACAGGUCAUCAUAUUUUGAGCUUGAGAUGUACCUGAAGGGUUUAGGAGGACAUUAUGUCAUUACAGAGGAGGGGCUGAGAAGACAGGACUUCAGGGACAUAUUCAAGAGACUUCCAAGACCAAAGCUGGCAUUGAAUUGUGUUGGUGGGAAAAGUGCUACAGAAAUUCUCAGACAUCUGGAGACUGGGGGAACUAUGGUGACCUAUGGUGGGAUGUCUCGACAACCUGUCACUGUUCCUACGGGUUCCCUGAUUUUCCAGGACAUUAAAGUUGUUGGUUACUGGAUGACACAAUGGAACAAGAGGCAAACAGACUCCCAAGAGAGUUCAGAGAUGCUGUCUACUCUGUGUGACUACGUGAGACAAGGCAAGCUGCAGGCUCCAUCUAACGUACAAGUCCCCAUCUCAGACUACAUGGCUGCUAUCAACAGUACUAGGGACGCCUUCAGUACUAAGAAACAGAUACUCACGAUGAGCAGUUGAUAGAUUAUCUAGGACUAGUUACUUUAUAUUUAGAAAGCCAUUUUCACAACUUGGACACUGUACCGGGGGUAGUUUCCUUUGUCUAAGUGUAGAUAAUAAAUACACAUACUUUUAAAAAAUAUCCUUGCAUGUCUUUAUCAUUGUCACCUGUUAUGUAGCAGUAUUUUAAGUCUGAUUUUUUGGGGCCAUAUGGAUGACGUCAUCAGGUUUUAUUGCCUGAUAUAAUUUUUUUUGUAUGAGAAAAUUCAGCACUUUGGUGCAUAACCACUGCAAUGAAGCUAUGUGUUUCAUGUGCAUAAUGAUUAAAGCUACAAAGUCACAUUUGCACAAGUUGAUAUCUUUUAAUAAUGUGUAAUUAUUAGAAUUUCAAAUGAUUUUUUUAUUAGAUGAAAACAGUUUUUCUCAGAUGAAUCUGACCAAGUCUCUGCUAACAAUCAUACAAAUGGUUCUCAGUAAAUUGUCUUCCUUAAAGACCAAACUAGAUACAAGGAGCUGAACAAGAAUGACAGUGACUCACGACAUUAUAGCGCAGAUGCAGUGUAUUGUACACUUUGUGACAUGGUUAUUGUUACACAUAGAAACAUCAGAAAUGAAAUUAAAGAAAAAAACACUUCUGAAAAAAUGCACAUUUUACAAUUUGUCGUGCUUAAAAAUCCAUUGCAACUUUUUAACACAUGCAGAUUACAAUGUAUAUUCUAUUAGCCUCUUUUUCCGAACAAGCUGUGUGAAAAAGAGUCAAAUCUAUACCUGGUAUGUUAUUUUCCGUAUAUCACAGUCGUUCUAGUGUUGCACAUUAGAAAGAAGCGUACAUAUAAGCAUCUAUUGUACAGACUGGUUAUCAUAUUGACUUGUUUUAGAAAAGACAGUAUUCAGUGAUAAAAAAUAAACUCCUGUACCACUAUAUACCACAUACGAGUCGGUAACGGACCCGACCAUUCAAUAUAAGGGGAGUUUUGAUGCUCCAAAUACGGUUACAAUGAUCCAUUCCUAAAUAUAUGUC
This is a messenger RNA of Branchiostoma floridae (Florida lancelet), 2159 nucleotides long. Its product is annotated as enoyl-[acyl-carrier-protein] reductase, mitochondrial-like. The coding region runs from base 50 to 1159 and encodes 369 amino acids. Gene Ontology annotation, molecular function: trans-2-enoyl-CoA reductase (NADPH) activity. NCBI's taxonomy places the organism in Eukaryota, Metazoa, Chordata, Leptocardii, Amphioxiformes, Branchiostomatidae. The transcript has 11 exons. Gene Ontology annotation, cellular component: mitochondrion. The record is from RefSeq and is a predicted model, not a curated record. Gene Ontology annotation, biological process: fatty acid metabolic process.